CUCCUCGAGCCAGCAGCAACACGCACGCACGCACCACACACGUAGCAGCAGAGCAAUGGCGGCGGCCAUGGCGCUGCAGGUGGUGGCCGGCGGCGGCUGCUGUUGCCAGCGGCCCGUUCUUGGAGCUGGUCGGCGGCGGUUGGCGGCGGCGCGUGCGGUGGCGUCGGACGCGGCGGCGGCGAAGGUGAGCGAGGAGGAGGGGAAGGUGAGGCUGGGUGGGUCGGAAGUGGCGGUGAGCAAGCUCGGCAUCGGCGCCUGGUCGUGGGGGGACACCACCUACUGGAACGACUCCGAGUGGGACGACAGGAGACUGCAGGAGGCUAAAGCAGCAUUUGACACAAGCAUAGAUAAUGGGAUGACCUUAUUUGAUACAGCAGAAGUUUAUGGUACAGCGCUGAUGGGAGCAGUAAAUUCUGAAAGUUUACUCGGAGGUUUCAUCAAGGAAAGGCAGGAGAAAGAACAGAUUGAUGUUGCCGUCGCAACAAAGUUUGCUGCACUUCCAUGGAGAUUUGGCCGAGGAAGUGUUCUUUCCGCACUGAAGAAAUCGCUUGACCGUCUUGGGUUAUCUUCAGUUGAGCUCUACCAACUUCAUUGGCCAGGGCUAUGGGGAAAUGAAGGGUAUCUUGAUGGACUUGCAGAUGCCUAUGAGCAAGGCCUUGUAAAGGCUGUUGGAGUCUCAAACUACAAUGAGAAACGCCUUCGGGAUGCAUAUGCGCGGAUGAAGAAAAGAGGAGUUCCACUUGCUGCAAACCAAGUGAACUACAGCCUAAUAUACAGGACUCCUGAGUUGAAUGGUGUGAAGGCAGCUUGUGAUGAGCUUGGCAUCACCCUGAUUGCUUAUUCCCCAAUAGCCCAAGGUGUUCUGUCAGGAAAAUACACUCCAGAAAAACCUCCUACCGGUCCUCGAGCAAACACAUAUACCCCUGAGUUCCUCACCAAGCUUCAACCACUCAUGAACAGGAUCAAGGAGAUUGGAGAAAGCUAUGGGAAGAACCCAACCCAGGUUUCACUGAACUGGCUGACAUGCCAAGGCAAUGUGGUGCCAAUCCCCGGAGCCAAGAACGCCGGCCAGGCGCAGGAGUUCGCCGGCGCGCUCGGCUGGAGCCUCACCGGCGACGAGGUCGAAGAGUUGCGGUCUCUGGCACGCGAGAUCAAGGGCAUCAAGAUGCCCAUCGAGGAGUCAUAGACAUGUAAAAACUGAAGAAGUUUUUCAUGUAUAUGAUAGGAGAUGUGUAUUGAUUGUACCAUGCAAUAGUAAACAUUUUACGGCGAUAAAAUGUGUAGAAGGUGUAGAAAAUGAGUCAGAAAUUUCUGCCUGCAUGAAUAGAAAAGGUUUAUAUGACUUUGAGCCAGCCCUGCCCAGUGAUGAUUCAAAUGCCUGUACAAUGUAACUUUGACGCAAACACGCGUGAACCAUUACACA
This is a messenger RNA of Oryza sativa Japonica Group (Japanese rice), 1423 nucleotides long. RefSeq lists its product as uncharacterized. The record is from RefSeq and is a predicted model, not a curated record. Gene Ontology annotation, cellular component: cytoplasm. NCBI's taxonomy places the organism in Eukaryota, Viridiplantae, Streptophyta, Magnoliopsida, Poales, Poaceae.